This is a messenger RNA of Limulus polyphemus (Atlantic horseshoe crab), 2098 nucleotides long. RefSeq names its product N-alpha-acetyltransferase 30-like. Gene Ontology annotation, cellular component: NatC complex. The transcript has 5 exons. Bases 187 to 1338 code for a protein of 383 amino acids. Gene Ontology annotation, biological process: N-terminal peptidyl-methionine acetylation. Gene Ontology annotation, molecular function: protein-N-terminal amino-acid acetyltransferase activity. The record is from RefSeq and is a predicted model, not a curated record. NCBI's taxonomy places the organism in Eukaryota, Metazoa, Arthropoda, Merostomata, Xiphosura, Limulidae.
AGUCGAAAAAAAUUUUUGUAGAAGUGGAAUAAGUAACGAAUGUGUUACGAUUUGAGGUUGUUAUUAUCAUUCAUUUUUAUAUUCUGUUUUUAAUGCAAAAGUUAUAGGUGAUAGCAAUUUACAUUAUGUAUAAAUAUUUAUUACGAUUAUAAUACCUAUAUCACACUAAACGGAUUCGUAUUUCAAAUGAUCAACCAUUUGAUUCCAAUUUGCUACUUGGACAGGGUAGAUACAGAUGUGUGUGCUGGAACAACUGAAAUGGAUCCAACCUUACAGGUCAAGACCACAAGUAUAGCUGAUUCUAACAUGAGUAAUGAUAGUAAUCACAUAACCAAUGUUUCCUGUCAAAUGAAAGAAAAACUCCAUCUGCAAUCACAAGAUCUGUCAGAUAGUAUACAGAGUAAAAAUGAAGCAACUUCUAAAACUUCCCCUAUUAAUGGUUGUAUUUCAGAUGGUCUCUCGUGUCCCAAGUCAUUGGACUCGGCAUCCAUCAACGGUCUAGCGAAACAUGCUCUUGAGAAGCUAAGACAGUGUGAUUGUGUGUCUUGGGAAAACUGUGAUCGCAGUAAUAUUUUCUGUUACAAGACUGACAAAUUACACGAGAAUCAAAUUUUUCCAAAUGAGAAUUCACAAAACACUUUUGUAGAGGAGUGUGCACAAAAGUGUCAAAGUACUUUUAACCAAAAUUUUGUGUGUGGGGUACAUAGUAAGCCAGUCUUUGGACUAAGUUGCCAAACAAAGGGUGAAAUAGAUACUGCUGUAAGUACUUGUGGUAAUGAAAUUAUAGGUAAAGAGCAAGAAGUAAAAAAUAAAACUGUUGUAAAUUUUUCAUUAAAAGGCAAACUACAAGAGAGCUUAGUGACAAAAGGAUGUGAAUGUACUUCAAUAACUUACUUUGGAUAUGAGUCUGAAGAACAGAUGCCAGAAAUAAUCCAGCUCAUACAGAAGGACCUAUCAGAACCUUAUUCAGUUUAUACUUAUCGAUACUUCAUUCACAAUUGGCCAAAGCUUUGUUUUUUGGCCAUGGAUGGGAAGAAAUGUGUAGGGGCCAUUGUUUGCAAGCUGGAUGUUCACAAAAAACUGAUUAGAAGAGGCUAUAUUGCCAUGUUAGCAGUGGAUGAAAACUAUAGAAAACGAAGAAUAGGUUCCAAUCUGGUACUAAAGGCAAUUCGAGCCAUGGUAGCAGAUGAAGCUGAUGAGGUUGUACUAGAAACAGAAAUCACCAACAAACCGGCUUUACGACUUUAUGAAAACUUGGGGUUUGUUUGUGACAAACGACUUUUUAGAUAUUAUUUGAAUGGAGUAGAUGCACUUAGACUCAAACUAUGGCUCCGGUGAAAAUCUGGAUUCUUCUCCUGUUUAUUACUUCUUUCACAAGGAACGUGAAAAGGAAAUUUUGAUCGUUUGUACAAAUGCAAACUGCAACGAAAAUAGGAAAUCUCAUCACCUCGCAUAUUGUUCCCCAGUUUGAGUAUUUGAUCCUGGCUUGUCAUGUGUGACAGUUUACAAGGAAUUUUUGUGUCUCAAUAACAGCAGUUUUAAAAGGCAUCUUUGCCUGGUGGGGGGAAAAAAUAUAUAUAUUCAAGCAAAUUUGUAAAGCAUUCAAAGGAGAAAAAAAAAAGAACAAUCCAGAGGCUGAUAUUGUGUUAUGUAACUGUGUAAAUUGUAGGGUUCUUGUUCAAACAUUUGUAGUUUUUGCAAUUAAAACUUAGAUAGGCAACACGUAAUAUAAUUAAUUACGCUUAGUUUAAUAUUAUUAUUAUUAGUUUUUCAUUAAAAAAUUUAAAAGUUCACAAAAGUAGGUAAAUGAUUAUGUAAAAGUAUUUUCUAGUAUGAAUCCUUAGUGGUUGUGUAAAAAGUGUAAGAAAUGGGCUUAUUGGUAAAAAUAUCACUUCUAAUAAAAUAGCAUUGUUUCUGUUUAAAACGUUUUGUUAUAUCAUUAAAUUUUUAUAUCAAAAUAACUAAUCAGCAGUUAAGAAUCAACUUUAUAUGAAGAAAAUUAAACUUGACUGUGCAUGUACACAUUUAUAUUGGUGUUUUAGUCUAUCUGUGUUAUGUAAAAAUUAUAGCUAAAACAGAAAUAUUAAAUUUUUGAAAG